Myxocyprinus asiaticus (Chinese sucker) is the source of this 2361-nucleotide messenger RNA. RefSeq names its product B-cell receptor CD22-like. The record is from RefSeq and is a predicted model, not a curated record. Lineage: Eukaryota; Metazoa; Chordata; Actinopteri; Cypriniformes; Catostomidae. Bases 1 to 1974 code for a protein of 657 amino acids. The transcript is spliced from 9 exons.
AUGGGUGUAGCUGAGAAAAUCUUUUUUGGCCUUUUCUUACCAGGUGUUUGGUGUAAUAAUUGGUUCAUCCGUCUGCCAGAGAAGAUUGAAGCUUUAAGUGGAUCCUGUGUGCACAUAGAGUGUGAAUUUGAGAUUGAAGAAAAAUAUGACCAAGACCUUACUGAGAGUGCUGCUGGACUAUGGUUUAAAUAUAAUCUUAAUAAUCCUAAUAAUCUUGUGUUUAACUCCAAAAAUCCCAGUGAAAAACACUUUAGAGGGAAAAUAACUGGAAAAUUACAAGGGAAGAACUGCACCACUAUCUUUUAUGACGUUAGUUCAAAUCACAAUGGAAAAUAUUACUUCAGGAUUGAGGGUAAUGGUGGACUGAAAUAUACCUAUCAUACACCCUUUGUCACUAUAAACGUCAUUGAAUCUCCUCAUAACCCCACAGUGAAGUUGUAUGUGGAUCAGAAGGAGGUGCAGAGUCAGCAGGAGGUGUUGGAGGGGAGCUCUGUGAGUCUGUCCUGCUCUGCUGAGACUCUCUGCUCCUCUCCUCCAGCAACUCUCACAUGGAGCUCCACUCCCAGACUCCCCUUCAGUCUAGAGGAGCAGCAGAGUCAAACUGAACUCAUCUCUCAUCUCAACUUCACUGCUACUCACCUUCAACACACAAUCACUUUCACCUGCACUGUCACCUACCAGCUACAGAAUGACAACAAAACAGCACAGGAGUCCCUAAUGCUACAUGUUCAGUACUCCCCUAAAAACACAUCAGUGUCUGUGUUUCCCUCUGACCCUGUGUUGGAGGGCAGUUCAGUGACUCUGAACUGCAGCAGUGAUGCAAAUCCAGCAGUGAUCAUCUACACCUGGUACAGAGAUAAUGGAGGAGAGUUGGAGCAGCUGUUACGACAGACUGGAGACACUCUCAUCUUCAAUAAGAUCAUCUCAACACACAGAGGCUGGUACUACUGUAGAGCUCAGAACAAAUAUGGCACCCAAAACUCAUCAGUGCUGCUGGAUGUUCAGUAUUCUCCUAAAAACACAUCAGUGUCUAUGUUUCCCUCUGACCCUGUGUUGGAGGGCAGUUCAGUGACUCUUACCUGCAGCUGUGAUGCAAAUCCAGCAGUGAUCAACUACACCUGGUACAGAGAUAAUGGAGGAGAGUUGGAGCAGCUGAUACGGCAGACUGGAGACACUCUCAUCUUCAAUAAGAUCAUCUCAACACAGAGAGGCUGGUACUACUGUAGAGCUCAGAACAAAUAUGGCACCCAAAACUCAACAGUGCUGCUUGAUGUUCAGUAUGUUCCCCAAAUCUCCAUUUCUUCCAGCUGUAACAGAACUGAUAUAUCUUGUGUGUGUUGGUGUGAGGUUGAUGGGAAUCCCUCUCCUAAACUAGAGUGGCAUCUGUCUGGAUGUCCUGUCACUAACUCUAUAAACAUGUCCAUCAGUGAAGAGCGAUUGAGCAGCACAGUCUUGAGGAGCUUCAUCACUCUACAUCACUCGCUCACACACACAACCAGUCUGUUGUGUGUCACCACAAACACUCAUGGCACUGCCAAAAAACUGUUUCAACUGCAACAGACUGCAUCGUUUCAAACGGACUUUCCCUCCCUGAUGAUUGGAGCUGCUGUAGGGGCUACAGUUAUGGCAAUCUUAUGUAUCAUAGCACACCUGUACAAAAAAUGGAUCUGCAAGACUAGACGGGAAGACGAAACAGGACUUGUUCUGACUGAUGGGGCUGUUUCACAGGAGAAUGAUGGGGAGUCUCUUUAUGCCAAUAAAGCAAUGCUGUCACCUGUUGGAGCCGCCACUAUGAAUCAUACAGAAACACUUCAUUAUUCCUCCAUUGACUUCAGAAAUACCAAACAGGAGUCAGCAGAAAUCAGGGGCGUCUCCUCACUUACUGCCGACUAUGCCGUGAUCCGAUAUGGUCAAACAAUGGCACACGGUGAGGCAAAGAUCAGAGGAGAUACAAAAUAUGGAUUUACCACCUAAUACCAGGUUGCUCAUGAAGCAGCAACAGAAGCACAGCUGGUCUUAAGCGCAGACGUAGACGUAAAGCAAAUGGAAUCAAAGAAAAAUGGAGUAGCACUGCAGACAGUCUCAGAGAAAGCAUCUGACAUUUAUGUACAAAUACAAAAACCUCACCACCCAUAGAGAUCGCAAGAACUCUACCACAACAUUUAGCAUAAUACACAUGACUGUAUAAUAAAGCAAUAAGACCCCCUUAAAACCUCUUAAGCAUGGCAAAGACCUUCAGGACAUCUUGAAAUAUCAGUAUAUGCAUACAGUAUAUCUGCAUUGUAAUGCAAUGUCAGAUAAGAUUCAGAUUCUAUUACGUGUGAAAAUUCCUCAUAACUUUUAUUGGUUUACUGCACUGUA